ACGAUAAGAGUGAACUGACGAAGACGCAAUUGGGUUGAGAAGAAGAAGAGCGAAGGGUUAAAGUAAGAGACGAGCGUGGGAGAGGGCGCGAUUAUGUAUUUGAGGAAUUUUUUGGGAUGGGAUGGAGUGAAGUUAGCUCAGGCCAAGGUAACCUCCCAGCCAAGCCCACCUCAGUCAAGCCCAGUCCAGGUUGGACCGCGCCGAAGCGUAGCACAUCCCAGGCGCUGCAAUCCACGCACGCUCAGGUCACUUACAGGGAAGGUCCCUAGGCAGCUGCUAGUGGCUUCUGUUAGUGGCAGUCCCGUCGAAAUGGCGCGAACUGGGCUCAAGCGAGCUAAAAGGUUGGGAAUCCACAUCCACCAGGAAAAAACCUCGACACGACCAAGAGAAAGAAAAAAACAGGCCACAAUUGGUGGCAUUGAGUUGCAUGUCCACAGAACAACACGUUACCCACACCCAGAAAUCAGAAGCAAUUGUGCCCAAACGAAAUAAGACUGGGAUGAGUUUGUUGACUUUCCCCAGUGGCACAGCAGAGACAUCCAA
Fusarium redolens is the source of this 543-nucleotide messenger RNA. RefSeq lists its product as uncharacterized. Lineage: Eukaryota; Fungi; Ascomycota; Sordariomycetes; Hypocreales; Nectriaceae. The transcript has a single exon. Bases 94 to 492 code for a protein of 132 amino acids. The record is from RefSeq and is a predicted model, not a curated record.